AUGGUGGACCUUGCACCAGAGCGUGAAGAUAGCGACCCAAGCCCUUCUCAUAAUAUGGAAUCGGGAGACGAUGAAGGAGAAGAGCAAAUCUGGGUCAAAGUCAACAAAUUGGAUCACCUCAAUGCGAUCAAACACCAAAUGCCCAAUCACCGCAAACGGAACUUGCGGAUGAGCUACAAAGGUCAUUUCGAAAACAUUCCUUGCGUAUCAUUUGCCAACUUUGAUUUGGACCCGAAUGGCUUGUGGAUGGUUAGCACUGACAUUUUCAACCGGGUCGUUGUAUGGAGGGUCUGGGACGACUUGAGCCCCAUCCAGAUGUCCUAUCUUGGAAAUCCGCACAACAACCCUCCGCAGAGGGGAUGGUUUGUCUUGCCCAUAGACCCGCGCAGAGUUCAACGACACAGUCUGAAAAUUGAUGCAUGUGGAUGUCAACCAAUACCGAAAAUGAUGCGGAAUCGGAUGAUACUCAAUGUAACGACUGCAAUGGACCAGAUCAGCGAAAUGUCAGUGGCCCUUGCUCUCAGGCUUUCUAGGUCUUCUGUGACUCACAGACCCCUGCCCGAGGAUAUAUUCUCGCCCGAUUGCUUUGUUGGGCCUGACUCUCGACCCCAUUAUUCAAGUUCACAGCAAGAUCUCCCACAAGUUUGUGGAGACUCUCAAACUGACCUGGACAACACUACGCCCCGUGUAUGGCUCCGUGCAACACCUCCUAUUACCGAUUUGAUUGAAGAAGACAACAAAAAUUCUGACGUCCACCCAUUCGAACUUCUUGUGCCACCAGUUCUUGAGGAAAAUGACCUACCGACUCUGGAGCGCAUCCCCGUUCAUCCAUCUAAACCUCGAUUCUUCCCCCUCCUACAUUUCUCCGAGCGUGAUAUCUGUUUGGCUCCAUACCCACUUGACGCCGAAUUUCAAACGCUCUGCAAAGCACCUCUUUGGCAACGCUCCUACAUGAAUGAGGAGAUUAACGCUGCCUGUGAUCGCUUCAACAUGGUCAAGUAUGUCCCUGAACUUGGGAUUGUUGUCGCUGCAUCCCAAAAAGGCCGUGUUGCUAUCAUUACCAUUACCUGGCAGGAGGAAAUUGGCGUUUCCUUCCGCCUCGACUGGAUUGUCCCUUUCUUUACACAGGAAAUGGCCGAUGAACGACCUAUGGUUCCUCUUCUUGGCAUCGCUGUGAGCCCUAUGCCAGGAUUCGAGAUCCCGCCAGAUGUACCCUGUAUCCCUAGGGAUGUCGAUCCUAACGAAUGGCUCGAAUUCAACUACCGCAUACUGAACCCUGAUAACGAUGAUCAGUCAGGCGACGAUUCAGCCACCACUACUUCCAAAGAUGCUUCCUUCACCAAGUCUACACCUGCUGGCCAGAAUGACUCCACACGAGAACAAGGAUCUCAAACUAGCAAUCGUGCUCGGAACAUGUUCGAUGGUCGUCCGAAUCUCACACUUCCUGAAAUCCAUGCCCACGCCUCCGAUGUGUAUCAACCCCAUGAGACCUGGCAUGGAUCGCACCCAUCCCGACAUUACAGGCUCCUUCUGAUGUUCUGCGAUCAUACUGUCAUGAGCUAUGAGUUCUGGCAUAACUGGAGGAAAUGA
Messenger RNA from Penicillium canescens, 1590 nucleotides. RefSeq lists its product as uncharacterized. The record is from RefSeq and is a predicted model, not a curated record. Lineage: Eukaryota; Fungi; Ascomycota; Eurotiomycetes; Eurotiales; Aspergillaceae. The transcript has 2 exons. Bases 1 to 1590 code for a protein of 529 amino acids.